Momordica charantia (bitter melon) is the source of this 1018-nucleotide messenger RNA. RefSeq names its product chloroplast thylakoid lumen protein. Gene Ontology annotation, biological process: photosystem II repair. The record is from RefSeq and is a predicted model, not a curated record. NCBI's taxonomy places the organism in Eukaryota, Viridiplantae, Streptophyta, Magnoliopsida, Cucurbitales, Cucurbitaceae.
GAAAAAAAAGAAUUUAAGGGAAAAAAAGAAGGGAAGAAAAGAAGAGAAAAGAAAAGAAAAGAAAAAAAAGAGAUAGAUGGCACCAAGGCUCCUUUCAACAGCAAACACGUUCCAUUCUUCUUCUUCUUCUUCUCCAUUGUCAAGAUCAAGAUUUGGUUGCCUUCACUGCCAUAAUAACGCCGGGCGAUUGAUUAUCUGCAAGGGAAUUAAUGACCCACCAUCGCAAAUUCCAGCUUUGACCAAGAGGACCCUCUCAAUAUGCUUUGUUUCCACCUUCAUUUUCCCUCUGGUGGGUCGAGGCUCCUCCGAUGCAAAUGCUGCGAUUCUUGAAGCCGAUGAUGAUGAGGAGCUUCUGGAAAAGGUGAAGAAGGAUAGAAAGAAGAGGCUCGAAAGACAAGGGGUUAUCAGUUCAGCCAACAAAGAAACAGCAUACCUCCAGGAAGUUGUGUACAAGCUGAGCAAAGUAGGCCAAGCCAUUGAUAAUAAUGAUUUCUCAACAGCAAGUUCAGUUCUUGGGGGUAGUAGUGAUGCAGAUUGGGUUCGGAAUGCCAAUUCGGCCUUCAACAAGCUGAGCUCAAGUCCUGAAGAGAAAUCUGAGGUGGACACAUUCAAUUCCUCUAUAGCUUCGUUAAUCUCAUCAGUUACUCAGAAUGAUGUUGAGUCCUCCAAAACUGCCUUUGUAGCAUCUGCCAGUGCACUUGAGAAAUGGACAGCCUUGGCAGGGCUUAUUGGACAGCUGAAGGGGCUUUGAGUUGAAGACAACCUUCUGCAUUGAUAUCAUUUAUUCUAAAAUUUGACCUACUCCAUUUCAUAGUCUCCCCAGCUACUUUCCCCCUCCCAAAUUCAUUGCAGUUAAAGGUCAAGAAGCUGAUUUUCUUGUCAUCUUCUCACUGAGUUUUUGUUGUCAAUGUUAUUUAACUUUGAAUCAUUGGUUAGUUUGAAUGCUAUUGUUAAUUUGCUCAAGGAGAUCAAUACAUCUGUUUAUGAACAAAGUAAAAUAUCAGUCCAGUUAGCAAUA